CAAUUGAAGUGAUUAAAGACUAUUUAAACGUACUUCAUGAUACGGUAUUAUACCUUCAUCGAAUUCAAAAACAAUUAUUGAAGCGUCAAAAUUUUCAUAACAACAGUUAUUGAAAAGAAAAUCAGUGUCUAUUUAAUUUCAACCGUAGAACAAGUCGCACUACAAAUUAUGUGAAUACAAUUUUUAACUACACAAUGAUAUUAUACAGGGUGAUUGUUUAACAAUGCCUUAUGUAAUUGCUUUAAAAAAUGAUAUCAUUAAAACUAGCCAAGUUUGGUUUUAUAUUAUUAUUUGUGAUUUUGUAUACAAAAGCAUAUUCAAUUAUAAAAGAAAAAAUGGAACAGUUUAAUGAGUUAUUACAGUAUUCAGGAUGGAGAAAUUUAAAUGAAUUAAUUUAUAUAAAAUAUAUCAAUAGAACAUAUUAUCUUCAAAAUUUGAUUGAAAUAACCACAAAUACCAAUAAAUGUAAGCAAAAAAUACGAUGUUUGACUAUAUAUCUUGGAUGCACAUACGCAAUUAUUAUGAAUACUCUUUUUCUAAUUAAUAAUAAAUUAAUAAAAAUUUGUAAAUAUAAACUUGAAGAAGAGAAAGAUUUAAUUAAUGGGUGUAUUUGCACAGAAGAACUCAUAAAAAUAGUAUCCUUAUUUAUUGUUCCACUAGCAAUAUUGUUCAAAGGAGCUAUGGAUGCUUUGGAUUUACUACAUAUCCAUCCUUGGGCAUAUAAUAAAUCUCCCUACAUGAUAAGUCCUCGAUUAGGGAAAAUUGAAAAUAUUCUUAACGAUUUAAACGAAAUUAUUUUAUCUCAUGAUGAUAUUUCCACAUACAUUUGGACAUUAAAUACUGUAGAUAAUUUUUUUGACGACAUAAUGAAACAUCAAAAUUAUGAUGUUGAUGAAUAUUGUGAAUUUAUAACUUAUGAUAAGAAUUAUUUAUGGAAAAAAUGGAAUCAGGAGUACAAAACCAGUAUUGGUCAUGACAUUAAUUUAGUAUUUUUCAAAUUCCUAACCAAAAAAAUUGAAGAUUAUAUCCACACAAUAAUUAUACAAAAGUAUUCUCAACUCGGAUUUAAAUUUGAUCCGAUCACCCAAGAAACAUUUAUACCAAAAUCAGAUGACUUAAUUGAGCCAGAAUUGGAAUUUAAAAUAACAGAUGAAUAGCUGACAAAUGCUAUAACUUUUUGAAAAAUAUAUGGAUCAAUACAAUUUUUUUAUGAUAAAUACUAUUUAUAUACCUCUUUAAUUUGACAUAUUUUUUUUUUAAAUAAAACCAUUUAUAUAUAUAUAUAUACAGAGUAGAGCGGAUCUAACUGACAAUUCAUAUAACAUAUAAUCUACAUAACAUUUUAUACUUUUUUUUAAUAUUUUAAGAUAGCCAUUUUAUAGAUAAGUUUAAAAAAAAAAAAUUGAUAACAAAAACUCUUAUUCAUUAGUUAUGUUUAUACAGCAUUUUGAAAUUUUGUAAAAUUUUGAUUUUUUUAUACAAUUUUCCUAUUGUAUCAAAUGUUAGUCCAUAUUAUGUAAAGUACAGAAGUAAACACUUAUUACAUUAUUUACUGGUAACUGUAUGCGAUUUCUUUUCCAUGGAUAAUAAUAACGUUUAACGCACAUUAUACAGAAAUGAUUAUCUCUAAUCUUUAUUACAAAAGUUAGAAAUAUUAUCGUAUGUCGACUACGAGUGUUCCAUGGUUAGCCAAGUUAAAAUUAAUAACAAUUAUUAAUUUGCGUGAUUCUAUCAUUGUAAUCAUAUUAUUAUAGUAUAUUCCUUGUUAGGAGAUUUGAUAAUAAAUGCACUUAUUCACUAUUAUUCACGUUUCAGUUUAAGAUGUAUGAACUUAUUUAAUUGAAAAUUCAAUAUGUUUUAGACUAUGAUUCUAUCAUUUUUUUUAAUAAUCUGAAUUAUACUACUAAUUGUUUUUUCAUGUCAAUUACAAAUGCUUAUUCAAAUGUUAAUAAUUUUCAUGGAAAAGAAAUCGCGUACUGUUACCAGUAAAUAAUGUAAUAAGUGUUUACUUCUGUACUUUACAUAAUAUGGACUGGCAUUUGAUACCAUAGGAAAAUUGUAAAAAAAUUCAAAAUUUAACAAACUUCAAAAUGUUGUAUAAACGUAACUACUGAAUUAAAAAAAUAAGAGUUUUUAGUAUCAAAAUUUUUCUUUAAAACUUAUCUAUAAAAUGCCUAUCUUAAAAUCUUAAAAAAAAUUUUAAUAAAAAAUCAAUUUUUAAAAUAUUUUUUGUAAUUGCGAAAAAUAACAUAAUACAUAUUUUAAAUAUAGUUGUAUAUUGUAAAAAUUGAUUAAAAAAAAAAAAGUAAAAAAUGUUAUGUAGAUCAUAAGUUAUAUGAGUUGUCAGUUAGUUCCGUUCCACUCUGUAUAUGUAUAUAUAUACUUAUAUAUUACACUUAGAAAUCAUAAAACUUGUAAUCAGGAUAUAAAUAAGAAAAUAGGAAAUCAUUUAACUUUUGGAAUAAUUCACCAAUUUUUUAAAAUUAAACUCAUCUAUACUUGACCCAACUAUGCCACGUCCCCACUGUGCUGGGUUUUUUUUUUUUUAUUAAAAUUACAUGUAUAAUGUACUUAUUAUUUAAUUUAUAUACUUGAGAAAAUUAAUAUUAAAAAUUAAUAAAUCCAGAUAUUAAAAAAA
This is a messenger RNA of Daktulosphaira vitifoliae (grape phylloxera), 2638 nucleotides long. RefSeq lists its product as uncharacterized. Bases 249 to 1157 code for a protein of 302 amino acids. The record is from RefSeq and is a predicted model, not a curated record. The transcript has 3 exons. Lineage: Eukaryota; Metazoa; Arthropoda; Insecta; Hemiptera; Phylloxeridae.